AUGAGAAACCGGAAGCGAGUUUCUGCAUAGCAACAAAAGGAUUUACAGGUUUAAUUUUACAACAGCUGGAAAUGUCUUCAUAAGGAAACUUGAUUGUUAUGGAAACUGUACAACGAUGUUGGAUUUAAGAGAAAUUUUAAUCCGAAAUCUGGAAGUAAUGUUACAGACUUCAUCAAGAAUGCUCCUAUAACAGACAAGAAAUCUCAUCAUGAGUUCAGACGUCAAAAACACAUCAAGCUUUAAGGGAUUUAUGCGGGAGUCAAAGAUCCGCACCCCUAAAUACCAGCCUGUCAGAGUUGUCAAACCCGAGAAACAUGAUGCUAUGUAUCCCAUGAGAUGGCCACCAUAUGAUAAUGCUGAUGUUGAGAAUCGUAUUGAUGGAGUGCUUGGCCCACUGUCUAUAUUUGCUCCAUUUCCACAUGAGGAUGAACCAGAACAUGUGGAACUUGAAUUAGAACGCCCGGUCACUCCCAUUGAUCAAGAGAUCAAGAGUCAGCCAUCAUCUCUAGACCAGCUCACAAACUUUGUGAGGCGUCGCAUUGCAGCACGACCUGAUGUACCUUUUCUCUCUAUAGAAGAUCAACGGAAUCUGGCUGGUAUCAUCAUGGGUGAGGUGAACUUGAUCUGGCCAGACAUCAGGAAACAGAUUGAUGAUCCAUUUCUGAGUCCUGAGGAGAACAAGGAGUUGAACCGGCGUAUCGCUGUGUACAUUGUGACUGUCUGUGAACAGCUCUUCUCUCAUUACCUCGACAAAGCUCAGGUAUUAAAUAGCCGGGGUGUAUUCAGUGGACCUGCCAACAUGAGUCGACUCAAAGCCCAGCUAGCCCUGGAAGCCAGCAAGUUUUUGACCAUCCUGACGAUCCGUCGCUACAUCGUUGCUGACAUGAGAGGUCAAGGGGAAACUGAUUCUACGUCCUCAGAAGACUUCUUCCCUUCUCAUCCCACCAAGGCUAAGCCUGCUGUUGGAGGAUUUUCUCAGCUCUCAUAUGAAGGACUGAUACAAACAAGUCGGCCAAAGUCCAAGGUGAAGAAGUACAGGAUGCGAACACUGGACCACGAUGUGAGAGAGAUGACCAACAACAUGCCAAGCCUGGACACCAGCAAGCUGAUGGACCUAGUGGCCCAGCUCCCGGACAGGGCCAUGGCCUCCCCCUCUGAAGAUGCUCGAUCUCUUGCAAGCAGAAUUUCUGAGAGAGAAUCCAAAACUUCUAGUUUCUCAAAAGAGGAGGCAUCAUUACAGAAAGUGUUAUUGAAGCGAUGUAGUUCUGACCCCAACCUCCAUGACGGCGAGACAUUACUGGAGGAGAUGGAGAUUAGCGAGCGUGUCCGUGACGACCCCUUUCACCACUAUGAGUUGGACGUUCUACACAGGGAGAGGGAGGUCAUGGCUAAGGAGAAGGUCACGGAUGAGCAGCCCAAAAUUGGGUCAAGGGAGUAUGCUGCGGAGGAUCUGCGGAGGCUGGUGGACAGGAAGGAUGAGUCUCACCAAGAGGUGGAUGAAGAUCUACCUCCUCUCUUACAGGCUAUUGUCCGCAAUGCACGUCAUGAUGGCCUGAAGGAGAAGAUGGCAGAAGAGAUGAAGGAAUUGGAGAAGAAGAAACAACAGAGGAUUGAGGAUGAACACAUCGCUGUUGAAGCACCUACUCAUCCCCAGCCUGCAACUGUGAACAGCAAGCUCUCAAACGAGCUGACUGUACGUACAUCCGACAUCCGAGUGUCGGAGCGGGUAUGCAUGUCCUCUAUCACCCUGAACAGAUUUGCCACUGUCUACAACGACCUGAUUGAAGAGGUGGAUCCAGCCACUGUGAAGGGUCUAGACAAGAACCUGUUCCUGUCAGAUGAGAUCAGGGAGGUGUACCGUGAGAUAAUGAAGACUGUGCCCCAGGACCAUCUGGACUUAGACGAUGACUUGAUGAUAAUACCUGCAGCAGAGAACAUCUCCCUGGCUGGCGUCAUGGCGUCAACAACACUAGCCAAGAAGCCUAAUGAGAGGGUUAUAAACCCACAACUCAGGAAAGGUCAUGACCCUCCCUGGGGAGAAAUGGAUGCCAAAAACUGGGCAAGAACACCUUCAAGUCCACCAAAGAAUUUUCAAGGAGACAACACAUUUACACCUUUAACUCCUAACCCGGAGAAGAUCCAUGCUGCCUUCAGUAACCACCCGUCGAAGACAUCUCAGCCGCUGACAUCAUCCGAGAACAUGCCCAGCGUGGUAGCAGACAAGAUGGCCAGGACGUAUGCAUCGUGGCUUCAAUGGUGGAAGAGUACUGUCACCAGCGACGACUACAUGAAGUUCCUCUCCACACAGGAGACAGAUUUCAUGGGAGUGCUGUUCCAUUUCUAUGACUCUGAGGAUGAUGAUGGUGAAGAUGAUAAUGAUGAUGGCAAUUCUGGAGGAGGGACAGGAGGAGGGUCGUCCACAGGGAUUGGAAACAGAGGACGACUCCCAAGGCAGAACAAUACUAGGUCCUCUCACUCCACUAAAGCUACAGAACAAAGAGAGCGAGACAAGAAGGUGCAGGAAUUGAAGGCCCUCAAGACAGAGUACAAGGAAGGUUUCUGGAAUGUUAACUCUGUCCUCCUGGGUGGCCUAGGCAAAGACCCAGGUUUAGAAGUUGAUGAGGAAGAAGCCAACAAGACACAGAAGCCUGUUGAAGCAAGUAAAUCAGCCAAGACUCUGGCUGAGAGGGCUGCACAGGCCAGACAGGCUCGCUUGAUACGGGAGAAGUCAAGAGUGACAUCUCAAGCAUCAGGGAGACUAUCAAGCACAACCCACUCUGUAACAUCCAAGUCAUCGGAGGCCGAGUUCCAGAAGCCAGCAACACCACAAGAACGCCUGGAGCGUGUGUGGGCGUGUCUCAAGAUGACUGACAGCAUGAAACUUGAUAUGGCCAUCAAGUACAGCUGUAAUGAGUUCUUUGACAGGCUUGAGGAGGUCAUGGAGAAGUGGGAGAGUGCAGCGGAUCUAAUUCUCAAACGAGAGGCUCUGCUGGAGAAAUUGGAAAACUUUGAAAGAAGGGCCUCUGACCCCAACAGAUUCUUUGAGAAAGGACACAAGGGCAGCUCGGUGCUGAGGCUGGAGGAGGCCAGACAGAGGAGCUUCUACUACAAGAGUAUUGAUGCCGUGGAAGUUGAAAUUAAAGUUGAACUUGACUACAUCAAGGAAAAGUUCCAGGACAGCAUAACAUUUAAGGGUCGUCCAUAUAUGGACAAGAUGAAGUGGGACCGAGUGGAGAUGCUGUACUGGUUGCAGGAGGAGAGGAAGCAACAUGCCAUCCAGUACGAGGCUCUCACACGACAGCUGCCACUGAAACAUGCUCAGCUGGAGCCCCUACAGCUGCAGGCCAAGUGAAGGGGGACAGGGCCAUACAGCUGUAUGCUCCACCUUGUUGGGCAGUAAUACAUGUAUACCGGACUGAGACAGGUGUGCUGCGAGUGAUGGUCAAAUUUGUGUUUGGUAUAUUCAGCAUUACUGCCACACAGACUCCUGAAACCUAAGAUCUGUGUGUGCAGCAGUGAAGUAUUAGGUAAUGGAUGCAUGAUUAAUGUAUGAAUCUGUACAUUCACAAAAAGGCUUGAUGAAUUUUUGGAUCUAUAGCUUUACAAAAAGGCUUGUAAAUUCUAGAUGCAUUUACCAAAUGAUGAAUGAUAAUAUAGAAUGUCUUCUGUGUAUUGGGAAGUCAGGUGAUAUGUACAUUCCUUAAUUUAAAUAUUUUUAAAAUAGGGAAAUUAUCCUUUUCUGUCAAAAGUAGGUUAACAUUGCCAGCUGAAUUUACUUAUUUGAGAUAGGAAAAAGAGUAAUGGUAUGAUUAAUUCAAAUAACAUCUAUAGUGUAUCUGUUACCAUUAAACCUUAAAACUGUGGGACUGUUCAUAUGGUUUUACCGUUCACAAUUUCUUUUUAAAAGAAAUCAAUAUUACAUUGUUUGCUUGAAGUGAUUGUGAUUUGAAUGCAUUGUUUAUUUAUGUUGAUUAGUAGAAUUGUGAUAUAAUCUUUAUGCAUAUUUACACCUGUGUAUUCUCUUGAAAGUUUGAAACAUUUCAUGAGAAGAAUCUUGCUUCAAACCACAGAUGGAAGGGUUAGUGACCAUUCCUGUGCUUUGAAGGAAACCAGUGCCUCGUAACAUAAUGUGAGAAGUAUAUUUGCACUCUGAUAUCUUAUAAUAUUUAUAUGCAAAUACAUAUGAUCAACCGUCCAGGAAUGUAUUAACUGUGAUAAAUGAAUAUUUACAUAACUGCUGAUUUUUUAUAGUUUUAUUUUGUUUAGAGUUUUCUUGUUAUAUGGUCAAACAGUAUUUGUACAGUUACAUAUUAUUGUAAUAGAUAUUCUAUAUGUUGAUUUACAUGUCUGAAUAAAUAAUUGAAGAG
Molecule: messenger RNA, 4367 nt
Organism: Haliotis rubra (blacklip abalone)
Lineage: Eukaryota; Metazoa; Mollusca; Gastropoda; Lepetellida; Haliotidae
Product: coiled-coil domain-containing protein 87-like
Source: RefSeq, a predicted model, not a curated record